This is a messenger RNA of Pistacia vera, 2610 nucleotides long. RefSeq names its product putative disease resistance protein RGA4. Gene Ontology annotation, biological process: defense response to other organism. Bases 1 to 2610 code for a protein of 869 amino acids. Gene Ontology annotation, molecular function: ADP binding; protein binding. The record is from RefSeq and is a predicted model, not a curated record. The transcript has a single exon. NCBI's taxonomy places the organism in Eukaryota, Viridiplantae, Streptophyta, Magnoliopsida, Sapindales, Anacardiaceae.
AUGGCUGAAUCGCUGAUAGUUGGCCUCGUUGAAAAGUUAGGAACACGUGUUUAUCAACAAAUAUCAUCUGUAUGGGGUAUGAAAGAUGAGCUGAAAAAACUCCAGGAGACAUUGUCCUCUGUGAAAGCUGUGCUUUUAGAUGCUGAGGAGAAGCAAGCUCAGAGUCACCAGCUAAGAGAUUGGCUGCAAAAGCUCACCGAUGCCUGUUACGAUGCUGAAGAUGUUCUGGAUGAGUUCGAGGUUGAAGUUGUUCGGAAGCAAGUUCUUGAUCAGCAGAGCAUUGGAAAAAAGGUACGCUACUUGGUAUCAUCCUCAAAUCCACUUGCUAUUCGUUACAAGAUGGCACGUAAAACAAAAGAAAUUAGAAAGCGGUUUGAUGAGAUUGCAGCUAUUAAGACUAAAUUUCAUCUCCCUGAACGAGAUGAUAAUAGGCGUGUUGUGAAUAGAGGAAGGGAAAUGACACAUUCCUUUGUAGUUGCUUCAGAUGUUAUUGGUAGAGAUGAUCAUUUAGAAGAGAUCAUAAAGCUAAUAAUAGACCACUCAAAUGAUGGUGAAAACUUGUCUGUCAUUCCUAUUGUGGGCAUUGGAGGACUUGGAAAAACCACUCUUGCAAAAUUGGCCUACAAUGAUGAUAGGAUACGUAAUCAUUUUGAUUCAAGAACGUGGAUGUGUGUCUCGGACGAUUUUGGUUUGAAACAAUUAAUGAUGAAAAUAAUCAAGUCUGUAACUGGUCAAAAUCGUAAUGAGUUGGAUACGGAGGAAUUGCAGAAGAUGUUGAGAGAGACUUUGAAUGGUAAGAGAUACUUACUGGUUAUGGAUGAUAUUUGGAAUGAAGAUCGUAGAUCAUGGAUUGAAUUGAAAAAUAUUUUGUCAGAAAGUGGUAAUGGGAGUGUAGUCUUAGUGACCACACGUAGCGAUCGUGUUGCCUCAAUUAUGGGCACAAUGAGAGAUGUUAAUGGGUACAACCUAGCAGGUCUUUCCAAUGAAAGCUGCUUGUCUUUGUUAUUGAAAUGUGCAUUUAAGGAAGGGCAGGAGAAACAACAUCCUAACCUGAUUAAAAUUGGAGAAGAAAUUGUGAAAAAAUGUGGCGGAAUUCCUUUAGCAGUGACAACAUUAGGAAGCCUACUAUAUUCCUCAACUGAUGAACAUGAUUGGACAUAUGUGAGGGAUAAUGAGAUUUGGAAUUUAGAUCAAAAGAAAGAUGACAUUUUACCUGCUUUAAGAUUAAGUUAUGAUCAAUUGCCAUCUUACUUGAAACCAUGUUUUGCCUAUUGUUGCAUGUUUCCAAAAGAUUUUGAGUUUUGGAAUAUGCAAUUAAUUCUAUUCUGGAUGGCCCAUGGGCUGCUUCAAUCUUCUACCGAGAAUCAAGAUCCAAUAAGUGUUGGCAUCCAGUACUUAAAGGAAUUAGCGUCAAGAUCUUUCUUCCAAGAUUUUGAACAAAUUUUGAUUUUUUAUAAAUUUAAAAUGCAUGAUCUGAUGCAUGAUCUUGCCAUGUCAUUGAUGAAAAACGAUUGCUUAAUAUUGAACUCAAGUGACCAAUGUUUUACCAAAAGAAUCCGACAUUUGUCUUUGAUUGAUGUUGAUACACACAAAAUAAAUCUUCCAAACUUCUUAUCCAAUAUAGGUCAAUUGAGAUCCAUUAAUUAUUUUCCAAUUGAAGGAAUUGAAGGAAAGGGAGCUAGCCAAGAAUUCAUUGAAUCGUGCAUUUCAAGGUUCAAGUUCUUACGGGUGAUUAGAUUAAAUAAGCUUGGAAUUGACGUAUUGCCCAAAAGAAUUGGUGAUUUGAGGCAUUUAAGAUAUCUCGAUCUAUCAAAUUCUAAAAUAAGAAAACUCCCUGAUUCCAUUUGCAAGCUUCAACAUUUGCAGUCUCUAUCGCUUUUUGAUUGUGAAGAAUUAGAAGAGUUGCCAAAAGACAUUAGGUACCUAACUAACCUCCAAGUACUUAUUUUAACCACAAAACAGAGGUUUCUGUCAAAGAAUGGAGUUGGGUGCUUAAAAUCUCUUCAGUUUUUGGGAAUUUACGGGUGUACGAAUUUAGAAUAUUUAUUUGAAGAUAUUGGUUAUCUAAAAGUCUUUAGAUCAUUAUACAUUGCAAGUUGCCCGAAUCUAAUCUCAUUACCACAUGGUAUAAAAUACCUAAACUCAUUAGAGACUUUGAUAUUGGAUGAUUGUGAAAAGCUUAAUCUUGAUUGGAGCAUGGGAACAAAAGGGGAAGACAACCAUCAAGACCUCAGUAUCCCAAGGGCUCACCUUCGAGUGCUUUUUAUUAAAAAAUUACCACGGUUGGAGGAAUUGCCACAGUGGCUUCUUCAAGGUUCAGCAAACACUUUGCAGAGUUUGAAUAUUGAAGAUUGUUCCACCUUCAAGGCGUUACCAGAGUCAAUGCAGGAUCUCAAAUCACUUCAAGAUGUUCAUAUUCUCUAUUGUCUAGAAUUUUCAUCUUUGCCCAAGGAUUUUAAUUGUCUGAUUAAUUUGAGAGAAUUACAAAUUGAAAAUUGUCCUAAACUGAGUGAAAGAUGCAAACCAGAAACAGGUGAAGAUUGGCCCAAGAUUGCUCUUAUCCCCAAGAUUGAACUUGAUGGAGAGAUUAUCAAAUCAACCAAAAAUUAG